Messenger RNA from Myotis daubentonii (Daubenton's bat), 3068 nucleotides. RefSeq names its product diacylglycerol O-acyltransferase 2 (gene DGAT2). Gene Ontology annotation, molecular function: diacylglycerol O-acyltransferase activity. Gene Ontology annotation, cellular component: endoplasmic reticulum membrane. The record is from RefSeq and is a predicted model, not a curated record. Lineage: Eukaryota; Metazoa; Chordata; Mammalia; Chiroptera; Vespertilionidae. Gene Ontology annotation, biological process: triglyceride biosynthetic process; diacylglycerol metabolic process.
UGACUUGGCUAGAUGCUGAGGCUCCCUGCCGGCCCCACCCAGGACUCGGUGUGAAGGUGGCAGUGGUAGCAUCUGAUUGCAGCAUUGGCAUCCAACUAGCUUCUGCUGGACCCCUGCCAGCCACAGCUGGGCCAGAGGAGGUGCUGAUAGAUGAGCGGUGAGGACUGGCCGAGGCCUGGGGGUGCCCAGCUGAAGCCCCACUUCCUAUUUGCUAGGCAACUGUACCAAGACACUUGCAAGGUGGCAGGGGGGUGGCAUCCUCAGGAGGGUGGACACCAGAGUCCAAGCAGUGAAGAGACUGCAGAGUUCAUCCUCCCUACCCCCCUAUUAGAGAUGGGGAACUGACGCCCAGAGAGGUGAGUGGCUUGGCCAUCGUUAACGCAUUGUUGACAGAGCUGGGACUGGAACCCCAAGGCCCACUGCGAUUUAACCUACAGCACAAGAUGCCUACUCCCGGCUGCCCUCGGGAGGAAAACAAGUCAUUCAUUUCCCCGUGCCCUCCCAGCCUUCCCCCACUUAGUUGUGGGGAGGAGAGAGAAGGAACUUGGGGCACCUGUAGCAUAGAGGCAGCAUGCAGUCCGGGAAGUUGGGGCUGAAUCGAGUCCAACUCUGCCACCCUCUGAGUUAAUGACCUUGGCCCUGUCGCUUCCCUCAGCCAUUUUAUCACCAUCAAAUGGGAAUGAUGAUGCCCGACUGCCAGGCUCGGUGAGGAGUUGGAGUGCCUGUGGAAGGGCUUUGGAGGCCCCGAAGCUCUAUGGGCCACGUGGGCAGCACACCUAUCACCCAGCACGGCAGGGAGGGAGCCUGGGAGCCUGAGGAGCAGCCAGAACAGAGACCUGCUCUUCUUCUUGCUCAGCAAACCUUUCUAAGUAUCACUCUGGCCAUGCCCUGGGAUCCCAGAUGUGGAUCAGACCCAGGCCUGGCCCUUGUGUAGCUCCGACUGUGAUGGGAGAAUGGACUUGUGAUCAGCAGUUAGUACAAGGCACCGGCUCCAGCAUCCUCUCUGCCCUCCAGGAUCUCUUCUCCGUUACUUGGCUCAAUAGGUCCAAAGUGGAAAAGCAGCUACAGGUCAUCUCGGUGCUACAAUGGGUCCUGUCCUUCCUCGUGCUGGGAGUGGCCUGCACCGUCAUCCUCAUGUACACCUUCUGCACCGACUGCUGGCUCAUCGCUGUGCUCUACUUCACCUGGCUGGUGUUUGACUGGAACACGCCCAAGAAAGGUGGCAGGAGGUCACAGUGGGUCCGAAAUUGGGCUGUGUGGCGCUACUUUCGAGACUACUUUCCCAUCCAGCUGGUGAAGACUCACAACCUGCUGACCACCAGGAACUACAUCUUCGGAUACCACCCCCACGGCAUCAUGGGUCUGGGUGCCUUCUGCAACUUCAGCACAGAGGCCACGGAAGUGAGCAAGAAGUUCCCCGGCAUAAGGCCCUACCUGGCCACGCUGGCCGGCAACUUCCGGAUGCCAGUGCUGAGGGAGUACCUGAUGUCCGGAGGCAUCUGCCCUGUGAACCGGGACACCAUAGACUACUUGCUUUCAAAGAACGGGAGUGGCAAUGCCAUCAUCAUCGUAGUGGGGGGCGCAGCCGAGUCCCUGAGCUCCAUGCCCGGCAAGAAUGCGGUCACCCUGCGCAACCGCAAGGGCUUUGUGAAGCUGGCCCUGCGACAUGGAGCCGACCUGGUUCCCACCUACUCGUUCGGAGAGAAUGAGGUCUACAAGCAAGUGAUCUUUGAGGAGGGCUCCUGGGGCCGAUGGGUCCAGAAGAAGUUCCAGAAGUACAUUGGCUUCGCCCCGUGCAUCUUCCACGGCCGAGGCCUCUUCUCCUCUGAUACCUGGGGGCUGGUGCCCUACUCCAAGCCCAUCACCACUGUCGUGGGUGAGCCCAUCACCAUUCCCAAGCUGGAGCACCCGACCCAGCAGGACAUCGACCUGUACCACGCCAUGUACAUGGAGGCCCUGGUGAAGCUCUUCGACAAGCACAAGACCAGCUUCGGCCUCCCGGAGACCGAGGUCCUGGAGGUGAACUGAGCCAGCCCUCAGCCAGGCGCCGGAGGACCCCGCUGGGCCGCCAGCCGUUUCCCGCCAAGUUCUCGAGUGCUUUUUGUUCUGUAAAUUUGGAAGUGUCAUGGGUGUCUGUGGGUUAUUUAAAAGAAAUUAUAAUAAUUUUGUUAAACCAUGAAAAUGUUAGGUCUUUUUUAGGAAGGGAAACGCUUGAACAUUUCAGGCUUGCUCCCUCCCAGUUUGUGCUGUUCUAGGUGGUGGCGAACGCCUCGGGGCCUUCAGAGUUUCCCAACCAGCCCCUCUUCUUCCAUUCCUGAAGUUACAGAGCGCGCGCGGGCCUGGCUGGCUGGGGAAGAAGGACCGCCGCUCGUGACCCGGGCCAGUUAGAUGACUUGCUCUUUGCCCCUGGAGGAUGAGGAGCAGAAGCCGCUCCCGACACAAACACCUCUGGUCCCAGCUGCCUUGACUGGACGGCAGGACUAGUCCCUCUGGCCAAGGGGAAGCCUCGAAGGCACAGUUGUCCCCGUUUUGAAGAGAGCAUCUGGACCGUUCCAGCGAUUCUCCUCUCUGCCACAUUCCCAGUCUUUCACCCUGAGCCUGGACUGGCUUCCGCAGAGACCGUGGGGGUGGUGAUGAGCCUGUGCCGCGAGCAGGGCUGGCCCAGGCAUACCGUCUCUUGGAUUAUCCAGCUACCACGUUCUGCUUGGAGUGACUGGUUUUCCUCAGGGGGCUGGUGACCUGGACCCAGCCCUGACCAGGCCUUGGCCAGAAGCCCAUACUUUCCGGUGGCCUCGUUUUGCUUAACCCCACGCCCCCAAGGGGAGGUGUGAGGAAGGGGCCCCUCUUCCUGUUCACAGAGGAGCCUGGCCUUCUGAGCAUCAGAUUGGUUUCCGGAUAGGAGCCCCCGAACCCACGCGUCAGAUGUGUGUGCCUUUUUGGGAGGAUGGGGGCCAGGGAGGAAACCCCGCCUUUCUUCUGUGUGUUCUGUUUUCUCUUGAUGAGACCAUUGUACCAUGUCAGACUUUUGUAUAUUCCUAAACAGAUAAAUAAAAAUGAGCGUCCUCUGA